GUGCUCUCGUUCUGCCGCUUUACAGCAGAGGGGGGCAAUGAAAGGAGUGACGCCGCAGGAUAAACAAAACGGAGGCGGAGGUGCAGGCAGCAGCAGCAGGAGCAGACAGAAUCCGGACAUUUUACUAAAAUAUCUCGAAGAAUGCAGUCUUCUAGGAGGAGUGAGAGUGACUGGCAGGGGCUGGUCAGCGAGUUCCUGGUGUGUAAACGCAAACUGGAGAGUAAGAAAGAGGCGCUGCUCAUCCUGUCCAAAGAGCUGGAUACCUGUCAGCAGGAACGGGACCAGUACAAACUGAUGGCCAACCAGCUACGAGAGCGCCACCAGGGGCUCAAGAAGAAGUACAGGGAACUCAUUGAUGGUGACCCCUCUCUACCGCCAGAAAAACGCAAUCAAGUGAACCUGGCUCAGCUGCUGAGGGACUCGAGGGAACGAGCGAAGCAGCUUGCUGAGGAGGUGAAGGAGCUCACUCAGAGGCUUGCAGAGGCCCAGGGAGAUAACAAGCUCCUGAGGAUGACCAUUACUCGUCAGAGGCUGGGGGAUGAGGAGGUCGGAGUGCGCCACUUCCCUGCACACGAGCGUGAGGAUUUGGUUUGCCAGCUAGAGAGAGCAGGGCUACAGAUGGAAGAGAUGGAGCACAACAUGAAGGCCCUGACAGACGAGCUGCAGGACGUGAAGGCGGAGCGCGGCGUGUUCAGGGAGAAGGCCGACCGGCUGAACGUGGAGCUGAACCACAUUUUGGGGAACCGUGAGGCUCGCAUCAUUGAUGUGGACGCCCUUUGCAUGGAAAAUAGGUAUUUGCAUGACCGUUUCAGCCAACUGCAAGAGGAGGUGAACCUGCUGAAAUCAAACAUAAUGAAGUACAAGACGGCCCUUGAGCGGAGGAAAAACUCGAGCACAUAUGGGAAAUCAAACAACAGUCCCCUCACUGGUGUCCUCUCUGCCAAACAAGUGCAGGAGAUGCUCCUAGAGGAGCAGGGCUGCAGCCUGCCGGCCACGCCUCAGUCCAUCUCCGACCUCAAGUCCUUGGCCACUGCUCUGCUGGAGACCAUCCACGAGAAGAAUCUGGUCAUCCAGCACCAGAGACACACCAACAGGAUUCUGGGAAACAGAGUUGCAGAUUUGGAAAGAAAGCUGAAGACCUUGGAGGUUUCAGGAUUAUGGAGUCUUCCGGGCUUGACCUACCACGUAUCCGUGGGAAUUGGGAGGACAAGAGACAGCAUCGCGCUGAAUGAAAACCUUCAACCUGAGCUUCAUCCGACACGUGUCACAUCUCAGCUGAACUUGCAUCCCAAAGUGCAGCCCCCAAAAGUUCUGUCAGAUGACAGAAGUUCACAUGAAUCAUCUUGGGAAUGCCACACCGCUGGCACCGACCUUGGCACAGAUGGCGUCAGCAGGGAAGACACACCUGCACUGCUCAACAGUCUGGAACCUCUUGAGGGGGUGGAGACAAAUGGGAUUGACAGGAGAGGGGGAGAAAUGGUGACCCUGAUGGAGGAUCCGGUCGCCGCCGAGCUGGAGGAGGGGCGGAGUCCGGUGGAAGAGGCAGGGCACGAGGUGGAAGGAGUCGAAGAUGAAGAGCUGGGCUCCACGGUGGAGGAAGGAGAGGAGGCGGCGCUGGCACUGGAUGCCCCGCCCACUGAAUCAGACCUUCAUUGGCUGUCGAUUGAAAAAGCCACUGUCAAUCAUGCAGAGGUUGGUCAUUGGCCCUGUGAAUCCCAGGACAAUGGGUCUGAUGAUGUACCUGAGCAUGAAGAAGGCUCAGUAUCAAUUCCAGAGAGCCAGGCCGCAGAGGUGUCGAGUACAGGCGAGUGGGACAUUCACUGUUUAUCUGCACAGACUGACACCCGUCCAGAUGACAACUUGGCAUGAUCUACGCCCCUCGAAGAUUUUAAAAGCUUGUCAUUGUUUCUGAUGAUUGCAUUAAUCAUCCCUUGCUCCAUUCCCACAACACAACCACUGCUCACGAGCUCCCUUCUCCAGUGAGCAGCUCUGCUUGAGUCAGUAAAACUGAGACAAAACAACCAUAAUAUCCAAGAUAUACAUUGUAUCUAGGCAAGCUUGAACAAGCAAAAUCUUUGAAAUCAAUGGAGCUGUAAACUUCAUACCCUACAGGAAAAAUUUAGCUAGGAAAACAACAAAUACGGCAGCAUCAUCCCUUGUGCCCCAUAUUCUCCUCUGCCUUUCCCCUGCGAUAAGAUAAUCCCAGUUGUUUGCUCUCUUACUCUUCCUAAGGGAUGCCACUGCACUGAAUGCUGCAUUUUUUGUGACUCUGAAAGGCAUUCCAAAUCGGCGCACAAAAACUUGUAAUGAAUGUGUUGUACAUACUUGUGAAUUAACAAUCUUAAUAUUAGAGGUUCUAUUGAUGUCUAUUCAUCUAUUUGGGUGAGUCUUACUAAUCUGUCAAUUUAUAUUGUUUCCUUAUUUAACAGUUGAUAUUUUUCUGGGACUACAUGUGCCUUAUAUGUGGAAAUGCACACUGAUAUUUAUAAAUAUAAAUGCAUAAACUUACA
Acanthochromis polyacanthus (spiny chromis) is the source of this 2510-nucleotide messenger RNA. It is a transcript of the gene ccdc149a, whose product is annotated as coiled-coil domain containing 149a. The transcript is spliced from 13 exons. The coding region runs from base 142 to 1869 and encodes 575 amino acids. Lineage: Eukaryota; Metazoa; Chordata; Actinopteri; Pomacentridae. The record is from RefSeq and is a predicted model, not a curated record.